AUGACUCUUCGGAAGGGGUCGACUGUGUGGGUGGAAGAUAAGGACUCGGCUUGGGUAGCGGCCGAGGUAACUGAUUUUAUCGGUAAACAUGUUCAACUCCUCACAGUCUCCGGUAAAAAGGUGUUGGCGGUGCCAGAUAAAUUGCAUUUGCGGGAUACGGAGGCGGACCAUGGAGGAGUGGAUGACAUGACCAAACUAACUUACUUGAAUGAGCCGGGUGUUCUUGAUAAUCUGCAAAGAAGAUAUGCUCUCAAUGAAAUUUAUACAUACACUGGAAGUAUCUUGAUCGCUGUUAACCCGUUUACCAAGCUUCCUCAUCUAUAUAAUCUUUAUAUGAUGGAGCAGUAUAAGGGAGCCACCUUUGGCGAAUUGAGCCCCCAUGUAUUUGCUGUGGCUGAUGCUUCUUACAGAGCAAUGAUAAGUGAAGGUUGUAGCCAGUCUAUAUUAGUUAGUGGAGAAAGUGGGGCUGGAAAAACUGAGACAACGAAAUUGAUAAUGCAGUAUCUUACUUAUGUUGGUGGUCGUGCUAUUGGUGGUGAUAGAACCGUUGAACAACAAGUUCUCGAGUCAAACCCACUUUUGGAGGCAUUUGGCAAUGCAAGAACUGUUAGAAAUGACAAUUCAAGUCGCUUUGGCAAGUUUGUUGAGAUCCAGUUCAAUGCAAGUGGUAGAAUUUCUGGUGCUGCAAUUAGAACAUACUUACUGGAGCGAUCGCGUGUCGUUCAAAUAACAGACCCUGAAAGAAAUUACCACUGCUUUUAUCAGUUGUGCGCAUCUGACAGGGAUGCAGAAAUAUAUAAACUAGGACAUCCAAGCAAUUUCCAUUACUUGAAUCAAAGUAAGAUUUAUGAUUUAGAUGGAGUGAGCAAUGCCGAAGAAUACAUAAAAACAAGAAGGGCAAUGGAUAUUGUUGGCAUCAGUCAUGAGGAACAGGAAGCAAUAUUUCGGACCUUGGCUGCGAUUCUGCAUCUGGGAAACAUAGAAUUUUCUCCAGGCAAAGAGCAUGACUCAUCAGUUAUUAAGGAUCAGAAGUCUAACUUUCACUUACAGAUGGCUGCUGAUCUUUUUAUGUGUGAUGUGAAUCUUUUGCUCGCCACACUUUGCACGCGCUCAAUUCAAACUUACGAAGGAAUAAUUGUCAAAGCUCUUGAUUGUAAUGCUGCUGUAGCGGGUCGGGAUGCUUUGGCCAAAACAGUUUAUGCUGGACUAUUUGAUUGGCUUGUUGAAAAGAUUAACCGAUCAGUUGGGCAAGAUCAUGAAUCUAAGAUGCAAAUUGGAGUACUGGACAUAUAUGGAUUUGAAUGCUUUAAGCUUAACAGUUUUGAGCAAUUUUGCAUCAAUUUUGCGAACGAAAAGCUCCAACAACAUUUUAAUGAGCACGUGUUUAAGAUGGAGCAGGAGGAAUACAGAAGAGAAGAAAUCAAUUGGAGUUACAUUGAAUUUAUUGACAAUCAAGAUGUUUUAGAUCUAAUUGAGAAGAAGCCCAUAGGAAUCAUUGCUCUUUUAGAUGAAGCUUGCAUGUUCCCGAAAUCAACACACGAAACAUUUUCAAACAAGCUGUUCCAGAAUUUUCGGUCUCACCCACGGUUAGAGAAAGCGAAAUUUUCCGAAACAGAUUUUACCAUUGCUCACUAUGCUGGCAAGGUCACCUAUCAGACAGACACAUUUUUAGACAAAAACCGUGAUUACGUUGUUGUUGAACACUGCAAUUUACUAUCUUCUUCCAAAAGUCCUUUCAUUGCUGGCCUCUUUCCCCCACUACCAGAAGAAUCUUCACGAUCAUCAUACAAGUUUUCUUCAGUGGCCUCUCGGUUUAAGCAACAACUUCAAGCUCUCAUGGCAACUCUCAGCUCAACUGAGCCUCAUUACAUUAGAUGUGUGAAGCCAAACUCCUUAAACCGACCUCACAAGUUCGAAAACCAGAGCAUCCUACACCAAUUACGUUGUGGGGGUGUUUUAGAGGCUGUUCGUAUAAGUUUGGCAGGUUAUCCCACACGGAAGACUUAUCAUGAAUUUGUAGAUAGAUUUGGUAUAAUUGCCUUGGAUAUCCUGGACGAAAGUUAUGAUGAAAAAAUGACAACUGCAAAAAUUCUGCAGAGAUUGAAUCUUGGGAACUUUCAGUUGGGAAAAACCAAAGUUUUCCUUCGUGCUGGCCAGAUUGGUAUCUUAGACGCACGUCGAGCUGAGGUUUUGGAUUCAGCAGCAAAGCAUAUUCAGGGCCGCCUACGGACAUUUCAUGCGCGCCGGGACUUUAUCUCACACCGUGUGGCUGCAAUUUCUCUACAAUCAUGCUGCAGAGGUUAUCUUGCUCGAAAUAUGUAUGCUGCGUUGCGUAAGGCAGCAGCUGCCAUUGAAAUACAGAAGUUUGUCAGAAGAUGGAUUUUGAGGCAUGCAUAUAUUCAACUCUAUGCGUCAUCUGUAGUUGUACAAUCUAGCAUCCGUGGGUUUUCAACUCGACAGAGGUUUUUAUAUAGAAAGGAACAUAAAGCAGCCACUCUCAUUCAGGCUCAUUGGAGAAUGUUCAGGAUCCGCUCAGUUUAUCUUAAUCGUCAAUCUAAUAUCAUUGCAAUACAAUGUCUUUGGAGGCAAAAGUUGGCAAAAAGAGAACUCAGGAGGCUUAAAAAGGAGGCCAAUGAGGCUGGUGCUCUGCGCUUGGCAAAAAGCAAGCUUGAAAAGCAAUUGGAGGAUCUCACAUGGAGAUUGCACCUAGAGAAAAAACUAAGGGUGUCUAAUGAAGAGGCUAAGUUGGUGGAAAUCUCAAAACUUCAGAAGACUGUCGAGUCUUUGAGCCUUGAACUAGACGCUGCUAAGCUUGCAAGCCUUAAUGAGUUCAAUAAAAAUGUAGUGCUACAAAAACAACUUGAGUCAUCGGCUAAGGAUAAAUCUGCUUUGGAAAAAGACGUUAUUUCUGUGGCAGAAUUGAGGAAAGAAAAUUAUGUUUUGAAGAGUUCUUUGAGUGCACUGGAGCAGAAGAAUUCAACCCUAGAGCGUGAACUUGCGAAGGCCAAAGAAGAUGCAAGUAUUACCAUUAUAAAGUUGAGGGAAGUUGAGAAAACAUGUUUGCAACUCAAACAGAAUUUGCAAAGUAUGGAAGAAAAGGUGUCAAAUUUGGAGAAUGAGAAUCAUAUCCUAAGGCAAAAAACUUUAAAUGUGUCUCCAAAGAGCAACCGUGCUGGUGUUAUCAAGCCCUUCUUGGAGAAAUUCUCUGAUGCACUUGUUCUUCCUGCUGCCGAACGGAAACCUUCAUUUGAAUCACCCACUCCUUCCAAAAUCAUGGCACCUUUCUCGCACGGGUUUUCUGAUUCCCGCAGAACAAAGUUAACUGUCGAAAGACCUCAGGAAAAUUAUGAAGUUAUUUCACGGUGCAUUAAAGAGAAUUUGGGCUUUAAAGAUGGGAAACCAGUAGCUGCCUGUGUAAUCUACAGGUGCCUUCUUCAUUGGCGUGCCUUUGAGUCCGAGAGAACAGCUAUUUUUGACUUUAUUAUUGAGGGCAUCAAUGAUGUUAUGAAGGAAGGUGACGAGGAUGCUACCUUGCCUUACUGGUUAUCUAAUACAUCAGCACUUCUAUGCCUCCUCCAAAGGAAUCUACGCUCCAAUGGUUUCUUGACUGCAACUUCUCAGCGAUCUGCAGGGUCUACUGGUUUGAGUGGAAGGGUUGCACUAGGUUCAAAAUCGCCUUUCAGAUUUAUUGGAUUGGAGGAUGGUUUAUCACAUAUGGAAGCAAGAUAUCCUGCUAUGUUGUUUAAACAACAAUUAACUGCUUGCGUAGAGAAGAUAUUUGGCUUGAUUCGCGAUAAUUUGAAGAAGGAAAUCUCUCCCCUAUUGAUUCAAUGCAUUCAGGCACCAAAAAAUCAACGAGUGCAUGGUGGAAAGUCAUCUAGAUCACCUGGAGCUAUUCCUCAGCAGUUACCAAGCAGCGAAUGGGAUGGCAUCAUCAAAUUCUUGGAUUCUCUUAUGAGUCGUCUGCAUGCAAAUCAUGUUCCUUCAUUUUUCAUCCGGAAGCUCAUUACCCAAGUAUUCUCUUUCAUCAAUAUAUCACUGUUUAACAGCCUUCUGCUUCGACGUGAAUGCUGCACAUUUUCAAAUGGAGAAUAUGUCAAAUCUGGACUGGCAGAACUAGAAAAAUGGAUAGUCAAUGCGAAGGAGGAGUUUGCUGGAACCUCUUGGCAUGAGCUAAAUUACAUUCGUCAAGCUGUUGGAUUUCUGGUAAUACAUCAAAAGAGGAAAAAAUCUUUAGAGGAGAUAAGGCAAGAUCUCUGUCCGGCAUUGACUGUUAGACAAAUCUAUCGGAUAAGUACCAUGUAUUGGGAUGAUAAGUAUGGGACUCAAAGUGUGUCAAAUGAGGUCGUUUCCCAGAUGAGGGAGAUUGUAAAUAAGGACUCCCAAAAUAUAUCAUCAAAUUCAUUUCUACUGGAUGAUGAUCUUAGCAUUCCAUUCUUAACUGAAGAUGUUUAUAUGGCCAUUCCUGCUAUAGAUCAUUCAGAUAUAGAGGUUCCAAAGUUCUUGUCAGAAUAUCCUUCAGCACAGUUUCUGGUGCAACAACCGAAGUGA
Molecule: messenger RNA, 4551 nt
Organism: Fraxinus pennsylvanica
Lineage: Eukaryota; Viridiplantae; Streptophyta; Magnoliopsida; Lamiales; Oleaceae
Source: the annotation of a GenBank genome assembly